AUGAAUUCGCUCAACAUCCUCACCACGCGGGUGGCGCCACCAUCUCGAUCCAACAGCUUGAGCCACCUCGGCUUGGGAACGUCCGAAGACGAGAAACAGGGCGACAAGGUCGACGCAUCCUCGCAGGAUGAUGUUGAAUCGUACCCAGCAGCCUCAAACGAGACGCAGUACGAGGAGAAGUAUGAGGCUUCAGAUGAUACACCUUUGCUAAGCGAGACUGCGGUCGGGAACAAGCGAUCCCGCUGGUGGCACUCAUUACCGCGCAGCCUUGCGUCAAGUAUCCUGGGGUCCAUCCGAUGGGUGUUUGCAACACUGGCCUCUCCUGGCGUGUAUUUGUACGCCUGCUUCUGCGAUGAGCUUGGAUACUUUGCUCCUUGGACCCAGUUCAAGAAGGCACUUGGUAUCCGAAAGGGGGCCAAAGCCAAGACCAUUGCCAACGAAGACGGUGCAUCUGAAAGUGACAGGCGCCUUUCUCCUUCUCAUGCACUCGGAUCACAGCAGCGCAGGCGUGAUCAUUCUAGAUCGUCCUCGAUUGCCGUUUCGUCCGAAUCCGAAUCCGAUGAAUUGCAACCACGAACACGAAGGCACACUCGAUCCAAGUCGGAGAACGUGGAAGAAAUCAAUCCGGCGCGGAAGUCAAUCCGAAUCAAACUCAAUAAUGACGAAACCCUGGAGAAGCGCAGGCACAGAAAGACCCAGUCGGCCGUGGCGCGAGCCAAAUCAAGCGAGCUUGGUCAGGAGGAGCUAUCGGCGCAUCUUAAAUCACCCACGUCUCCCACCACCGCGUUGACCAAGUACCCCCGAGCACCUGCACCUCCCCGUCCUCUGAUCCCGCGCCGGCAGGCCUCGUACCUGAAUCUCGAGCCGCCGCGCAAACCCACGAAAACCUUGAUUCUUGACCUUGACGAGACUUUGAUCCAUAGCAUGUCGAAAGGGGGGAGGAUGGCCACAGGCCACAUGGUGGAGGUGCGACUCAACCCUGCCUCUCUCGGCGCUGGCGCGCAAGUUGGCCCUCACCCGAUCUUGUAUUGGGUCAACAAGCGCCCGUUUUGCGAUGAUUUCUUGCGACGCAUCGUCAAGUGGUUCAACCUCGUCAUAUUCACGGCUAGCGUCCAAGAAUAUGCGGAUCCUGUCAUCGACUGGCUCGAGUCGGAGAAGAAGUUCUUCUCAGCAAGAUACUACCGUCAGCACUGUACCUACCGUCAAGGUGCUUACAUCAAAGACCUCAGCGCAGUGGAGCCAGACUUGAGUUCUGUAAUGAUCUUGGACAAUAGCCCGCUGAGCUACUUAUUCCACGAGGGUGCGUAUGCAAGAUCGCGUACUGAGCCAUGA
Molecule: messenger RNA, 1332 nt
Organism: Emericellopsis cladophorae
Lineage: Eukaryota; Fungi; Ascomycota; Sordariomycetes; Hypocreales; Bionectriaceae
Product: Nuclear envelope morphology protein-like protein
Exons: 1
Coding region: 1-1332 (443 amino acids)
Molecular function (GO): protein serine/threonine phosphatase activity
Source: RefSeq, a predicted model, not a curated record